AGAAAUUCGGCUUUCGUGCAUAAAGUUUACAUAACAAGCCAAAGCAAACUAAAUAUAUAUGAAUAAUCAUUAGACUUUGUUCUGAAGCUGAGAGCAAACUUGUUAAACAAACAAUGACAGCGAUGAUCACGUCACCUUUUUUUUAAAAAAUAUUCACAUAAAUAGAUCUAUUUGCGACCGGUUAAACUUUGAAAGAUAUGGCUGGCAAAAAUAUCAAGUUUGAAAACAUGAAAGUACUAGCUUCACUUUUAACGUUAUUUUAUUUCGUUGGUUCAAACCCUAUUUCUGAUGUAUCUCUUAUAGCAACCAACCAAAACAAAACAACCGAAACACUAGAAACUAUGUUGUCUAUUACAACGCACCCUACGCAACACAUGUCAUCUACAUUAAAUCCAAAAGACGUAUACGAAGUAGCAGAAAUGGUCACAAACCUCGAAGUGCAAUCUUUUUGUGAAUCGUUGUAUAAUGGUCAGCAAGUCAUGGAAAUCUUAUUCACAGACGAUAAGACAAAAGUAUGCGAAGAGAAAUACAAAAAGGUUUCAUACUCUAAACUCGUAGCUCGAAUAAUCGGAGAGACUCUUUUUUUUCAGAGAAUACCAAAAAGGAAAACAAUUGAUAACGAGAAAAAUAAACACGCAACCAUAAUAAAUGGAGAAAAAACAAAUAACCAGCAUAGUUCAACGCAAGAAAACGGCGAUGAUCAAGAUACUGAAAUAAAAAAAAUAUACAAAAUUUUUUGUUGCUACCAAAUUAAUUAAAUAAGGAGUAAGAUAAUAAAACGCUCUGAACGCUGUUAUGUAAGAAGAUCCACUGAAGAUACUCAGUAGUGAAACCGCACAUACUAUUGAAUCAUAAGUUUAGUUUAUCGAAUCAUGCACUUAAAAUACCUGUUAUUUUUCAAAGUUGUUUUUCCUAAACUUGCAAUUUUUUUUAGUUUUUUCAAUGUGGGGCGAAUUUUUUUUAACAAAAUUGGUGAUUAGAUUAAUUUAAACAAAACUGUAAUAGAAAAAACAUAAUUGUGAGAAUGUAUAUAUUGAUCAUGCUUAGUGUAUAGAUAAUGACUAACUUUGUAAAAAACAAACAAACGACAACUUAUUUAUAAUUUAUUAGCAA
This is a messenger RNA of Hydra vulgaris (swiftwater hydra), 1113 nucleotides long. The record is from RefSeq and is a predicted model, not a curated record. Lineage: Eukaryota; Metazoa; Cnidaria; Hydrozoa; Anthoathecata; Hydridae.